UUACUAUAAAUAGUUAAGGGCCACUUGAAAAAGUUAUCAUUUCGCUUAUAUCCUUUCAGCAGAGCAAGAUCCCCAAUACUCCCACUCAAUCAACAUGGUUAGUUUCGAAGAAGCCUGUGAAUUGGCCAAGAACUUCUCCAAGAAGCCCAGCGACUCUGAAUUCUUGGAAUUCUACGGUCUCUUCAAACAGGCCACCGUUGGUGAUGUCAACAUCGAGAAGCCCGGUGCCUUGGAUUUGAAAAAGAAGGCCAUGUGGGAAGCCUGGAACUCGCACAAGGGUUUGUCCCAAGAGGCUGCCAAGGAGGCCUAUGUCAAGGUCUACGAAAAGUAUGCCCCCAAAUAUGCCUAAGCAGUUAACAGAGAUCACAGCAGUUGCAUAAGAAUCAUGGUUAAGGAAUUAAACAAAUUUAAGCGGAUGACCAAAGAAAUAGAAUAAACAAAAUUAUAUUUAUUAACAAACA
Messenger RNA from Musca domestica (house fly), 461 nucleotides. RefSeq names its product acyl-CoA-binding protein homolog (gene Acbp4). Gene Ontology annotation, biological process: fatty acid metabolic process. NCBI's taxonomy places the organism in Eukaryota, Metazoa, Arthropoda, Insecta, Diptera, Muscidae. Gene Ontology annotation, molecular function: long-chain fatty acyl-CoA binding. The transcript is spliced from 2 exons. The coding region runs from base 95 to 349 and encodes 84 amino acids. The record is from RefSeq and is a predicted model, not a curated record.